UGUGCCAGUCACAAGAUGGCGGCGGCGGAAGUGCCGGUGCGCGGGUUCCGGCUGCAGGCAGCGCAGUGUCAUUGUUGCUCGGGCAGGAUGAUGAUGGGCAGUGAGAUGAGGAUGUUCCCCGGGGGCCCGGCACCGGGAGAGCUGCACUCCUUCCCCGGCCAGGGGCCACACAGACACACGCUGAACCCUAUGGUGACAGGAACCUCUGUGCUUGGUGUAAAGUUUGAUGGGGGAGUGAUCAUAGCAGCGGACAUGCUGGGCUCCUAUGGGUCUCUGGCCAGGUUCCGGAACAUCUCCAGGAUUAUGAAGGUUAAUUCGAACACCAUGUUGGGGGCAUCGGGUGACUUUGCAGACUAUCAGUACCUGAAGCAGGUCAUUGACCAGAUGGUGAUUGAUGAAGAGCUGGUGGGAGAUGGUCAUAAUUACAGCCCUAAGGCCAUUCAUUCCUGGCUGACCAGAGUGAUGUACAACCGGAGGAGUAAGAUGAACCCGCUAUGGAACACUGUCAUACUCGGGGGAUUCUACAAUGGCGAGAGCUUCCUGGGUUAUGUGGAUAAACUGGGCGUGGCUUAUGAGGCUCCGACAAUCGCCACGGGCUUUGGUGCUUACCUGGCACAGCCGCUGAUGCGGGAAGUGAUAGAGAAUAAGCCCAGUCUGACGCUGGAAGAGGCACGCCAGCUGAUAAAACGCUGCAUGAAGGUGCUGUAUUACAGAGACGCCCGCUCCUAUAACAGAUAUGAAAUCGCCACCAUCACAGAGAGCGGAGUGGAAAUUGAAGAACCAAUAUCCUCUGACACCAACUGGGAGAUCGCUCAUCUUAUCAGCGGAUUCGAGUAAGCGACGGCAGACCAGCACGCUUCCACUCCUGCGCAUUUUCCCGUCGUUUCCCAUUCAUCUGUUUUGUAUAUUGAAUAAUAAAUCUGAACGUGUUCUUGAUUAAA
Pseudophryne corroboree (corroboree frog) is the source of this 941-nucleotide messenger RNA. It is a transcript of the gene PSMB4, whose product is annotated as proteasome 20S subunit beta 4. NCBI's taxonomy places the organism in Eukaryota, Metazoa, Chordata, Amphibia, Anura, Myobatrachidae. The record is from RefSeq and is a predicted model, not a curated record. The coding region runs from base 16 to 837 and encodes 273 amino acids. Gene Ontology annotation, cellular component: proteasome core complex. The transcript is spliced from 7 exons.